UAACAUUUGCCUUUACUUUCUCUUUUUCUUCUUCUCAUCCGAUUCAAUUAAAUCGGAGCUCCGGCGAAAAUAUGGAUCGGGCACAACUUCUGUUAGUGGGGCUACCACUCCUCCUCUUUUGCUCCGACAUCUUCAACCUCUUUUCUCCGCCGCCGUCUAAGCCCGGCGCUCCUCACCACCACCACCAGCACCACCACCAUCAACCCGAUUCACAGCCCCUAAUCCAGCAGCAACAUCCAUCCCUUGAGUUCCCGACUCAGAAAUCUAGCGGGAUAGGUUUUGGAAACACUGUUAGCAUCGACUUUUGUGCUUCUUGUUCUUACAGAGGGACUGCAGUCACGAUGAAGAAUAUGCUAGAAAGUCAGUUUCCUGGAAUCAACGUAGCUCUUGCAAAUUAUCCUCCUACACUACCCAAACGCAUGUUGAGCAAACUGGUACCAGUUCUUCAGUUUGGAGUGAUUGGAAUUAUAGUGGGUGGUGAACAAAUUUUCCCAAGAUUAGGGUUUGCUGCACCACCGCAGUGGUACUAUUCCAUGCGUGCAAAUAGGUUUGGGAGUAUGGCAAGCACUUGGCUGCUUGGAAACUUCCUUCAGUCCUUCCUGCAGAGUUCAGGUGCUUUUGAAGUGUACUGCAAUGGUGAACCGGUAUUUUCUAAGCUGAAGGAGAAUAGGUUCCCUGGGGAGAUAGAGUUGAAAGAACUUGUUGCUAGAAGGAUUUCUAGUUCAAGAGUGAUCGAUGGAUUUUAAGUUCCGAUAGAACUAUGAUUUUACCUAUACUACGAUGAAUAAUUUGUUGGGUUCUAACUUUUGUUUUAGUCGGUAUAUUAGUAUGUUUUUUGUUCCAGGUUUGAAACAACUCUCCCGAUUGGCAUUCUUACUGUCACAACAGGAUCUCUGUAACACCAAACUUCUUUCCAUAUAUUGUGAAUUUUUGACUUGCCUGA
Molecule: messenger RNA, 943 nt
Organism: Erythranthe guttata (spotted monkey flower)
Lineage: Eukaryota; Viridiplantae; Streptophyta; Magnoliopsida; Lamiales; Phrymaceae
Product: selT-like protein
Biological process (GO): cell redox homeostasis
Cellular component (GO): endoplasmic reticulum membrane
Molecular function (GO): thioredoxin-disulfide reductase (NADPH) activity
Source: RefSeq, a predicted model, not a curated record